Molecule: messenger RNA, 1915 nt
Organism: Phragmites australis (common reed)
Lineage: Eukaryota; Viridiplantae; Streptophyta; Magnoliopsida; Poales; Poaceae
Product: transcription factor bHLH121-like
Exons: 5
Coding region: 133-1101 (322 amino acids)
Biological process (GO): intracellular iron ion homeostasis
Molecular function (GO): protein dimerization activity; DNA-binding transcription factor activity
Source: RefSeq, a predicted model, not a curated record
UAGAGGAAGAUUCUCUGCAGCUAGCCUAACCAACCUUCCUCUGCUUCUGCUCCCUGCGCGCACGCCACGGGAGGCAGGCGAGGCGACCACGCGCCCCGGCCCCGCUUGGCUUCCACACUCCCGUCCCGAGCCAUGGAUCCGCGCGGCCACCAGCCGCCGGAGGACGGCUUCUUCCACCCACGAGACGCCGACCCCAGUCUAAGGGCAGAGUGUAAAGCCCAAGGUCCGACUGCUGCGCGAAAGGUACAAAAGGCUGACCGCGAGAAGAUGCGAAGAGAUAAAUUAAACGAGCAGUUCCAGGAAUUGGGAAAUGCACUUGAUCCAGACCGUCCCAGGAAUGAUAAGGCAACUAUCCUUGGUGACACAUUCCAGAUGCUGAAAGAUUUAACUUCUCAGGUGAACAAGCUGAAAGCUGAAUACGCGUCCCUCUCCGAAGAAGCACAUGAGUUGACACAAGAAAAGAAUGAGCUUAGAGAUGAGAAAGCUUCAUUGAAGUCUGAAGUUGAUAAUUUGAAUAACCAGUAUCAGCAACGAAUGCGGGUGAUGUAUCCAUGGGUUGGAAUGGAGCCUUCCAUUGUCAUUGGGCCACCUCCGCCAUAUCCCUACCCAGUCCCAGUUCCUAUACCCUCUGGUGCUGUACCUAUGCAUCCACAACUGCAGGCAUACCCCUUCUUCCGAAGUCAAACUUCUGGAACCAUCCCAAAUCCAUGCACCCCUUACAUGGCAUAUACUCAGCCCUGUCAUCCUCCCACUGAUCUGCCAUCUAACCAAUUUAUUACUCCAGUUCAGCAUUCAAGUAGUCAUAGAUCUAACUCUCCUGCAAUAGACUGUGGAAGCAAGUCAUCUACGCUGCAGCAAGCAAGCUGCGGAGUGAGAAGCAGUGAUGUUGGUGACGUUGCAACUGACCUGGAGCUGAAAACUCCUGGUUCUUCAGCUCCUUCACAUUCAGUGAUUGCUAACAAGGAUUCCUCAGCUGACUUGAAAACAAAGAAGCAAUGCAUAAAUCAAAUUAAUGUUGGUACUCUCACAGAAGGCAGCAGUUCAAGCAGAUGCUCUUCCUGUGGCCCCCCAGAUGUCUCUAAUAGUGUUGGAGAUGGAUAAGUUCCUGAUGGCCAACUAUUAACAGUAUGAAAUGUAGAAAAGGAUAGAUUAAAAACCAUCUCUUCUAAGGUUGUGUUUGGUUGGGCUGAGGCUUUUGGCUUUUGAGCUGAAAAGCUGGCUUCUGUCUGGUGGUUUUUUCUAUUGAUUUUUUUAAUAAAUUUUUAACUUCUCAGCACAUCAAAAGUCAGAAAAACUCUAUUCAACCAGUUUCUCAGCUUUUAGUUCAUUUCCUCAGAAACUAGUUUUCAGUUUUUCAAAAGUCAGUUUCUAAAUAGCCUAUUUGGUUAGGCUUCUGACUUUUGAUAAGCAGAAGCCAGAAAAAGUUCAACCAAACAGGGUCUAACUUCCCUUCAGUCAGUAUAUAUGUGAUGUAAUUUGUUACCAUUUAAAAGUGCCCAGUUCUUAAUGUCAGGAUUGGACAAAUUGAGAGGCCUAUUGACUCAAUAGAUGUAUAGAACUGGUUAAAGAGAGCCGUAUCACUAUGUUUAUCAAGCCAGUUUGAAGAAAAAAGAGGAGAAGCGUAAAAAAGAAGAGAAACGUGGACAUCAGACUUCUAUGGCAAUUUGAAAGGAUUUCCAGGGUUAUGUGUGUCAUGCAUCGCCAAUUUCUUUAUUGAUAACGCCACUAUUUCCAUUGUACUAGUUCUUCGGGGAGUAGCAUUUUUACAUGAUUUGCUGUCACAAAUAAGUGAAUGACUCGAGGUUAACUAUAUUAUAUAUCUUGGCUUGAUCUACUUGCUGGGUCAACUAGAAGUUUGUACACCGAAAAUUAUACUAUUGCAUUGGAAUAUGUUCUCUGAGUGUUUGUUUUACAA